GACGGCCCCGGGGGAGGGAGCACCCCGCUGCUGAUCGCCGCCCGGCACGGGCACCUGGAGGUGGUGGAGUAUCUGCUGGAUCACUGCGGUGCCCGCGUGGAGGAGGGAGGCUCAGUCAACUUCGAUGGGGAGACCAUCGAGGGGGCCCCGCCGCUCUGGGCGGCCUCUGCUGCCGGGCACCUGGGGGUGGUGCGCAGCCUCCUGGAUCACGGCGCGUCAGUGAACCAGACCACGCUGACCAACUCCACGCCGCUGCGGGCUGCUUGCUUUGAUGGGCACCUGGAGAUAGUGCGCUACUUAGUCGGGGAGCGCGGGGCUGACCUGGAAGUAGCCAACCGGCACGGACACACUUGUCUGAUGAUUUCUUGCUACAAAGGGCACCGGGAAAUCGCACGUUACUUGCUAGAGAAAGGGGCUGAUGUCAACCGCCGGAGCGUGAAGGGGAAUACGGCCUUGCAUGACUGCGCUGAGUCCGGCAGCCUGGAGAUCCUGCAGCUAUUGCUCCGCUCCAAAGCCCGCAUGGAGAAAGAUGGCUAUGGCAUGACUCCUCUGCUAGCUGCCAGUGUCACCGGUCACACCAACAUUGUGGAGUACCUUAUCCAAGGAGGGCUGCAGCAGGAGGAGGAGGAGGUUGCAGGGAACCAAAAUGGGACCUGUGCAUCAGGUGGGAGCCAUCAGAGGUGCUGCAGCGCUGACAAGGAAACUCCUCAGGGCUGCGAUGAAGAGGGGUGUGAGAAAUGUUGUGCCUCAGCUUCCAGUCAGGAUGAGCAGCAGGUCCCUAACGUGUUCUGCACUCGAGAGGCUGCUGUGGAAGCACUGGAGUUGCUGGGUGCUACAUUUGUGGAUAAGAAACGUGACCUUUUGGGAGCCCACAAGUACUGGCGAAGGGCGAUGGAGCUUCGGUGUGAGGGCGGGCAGUACCUGCCUAAACCUGAGCCCCGGCAGCUGGUGUUGGCCUACGACUAUUCCCGGGAAGUGAGUUCGCUGGAGGAACUGGAGGCCUUGAUUACUGAUCCAGAUGAGAUGCGCAUGCAGGCACUGCUGAUUAGAGAGCGCAUCUUGGGUCCUUCCCACCCAGACACUUCCUAUUACAUCCGUUACCGAGGGGCAGUCUAUGCUGACUCCGGCAACUUCGAACGCUGCAUUAACCUGUGGAAGUAUGCUCUGGACAUGCAGCAAGGCAACCUGGAGCCUCUCAGCCCGAUGACUGCCAGCAGUUUCCUUUCCUUUGCUGAGCUUUUCUCUUACGUGCUUCAGGACCGCUCCAAAGGCACUUUAGCUACCCACUUGGGCUUCUCUGACCUCAUGGGAGUACUGAGCAAAGGGGUCCGGGAGGUGGAGAGGGCGCUCGUGCACGGCAAGGACCCUGUAGUUGACUCAGCGCAGUUCACCAAGACGCUGGCCAUUAUCCUCCACCUGGUCUUCUUGCUGGAGAAGGUGGAGUGCACCCCGGAGCAGGAACACCAGAAGCGCCAGACCAUCUACCGCCUGCUAAAGUGCAGCCCUCGGGCCAAGAAUGGCUUCACUCCUUUGCAUAUGGCUGUGGACAAAGAUACCACAACAGUGGGACGUUAUCCCGUGGGCAAGUUCCCAUCGCUCCACGUUGUGAACUUGCUUCUGGAGUGUGGGGCUGACCCAGAUAGCCGUGACUAUGACAACAACACCCCGCUGCAUGUUGCUGCCCGCAACAACUGCCCGCUGAUCAUGAGUGCCCUGAUGGAGGCUGGAGCCCAUAUGGACGCCACCAAUGCCUUCAAGCAGACUGCUUAUGAGCUGCUGGAUGAGAAGCUGCUCACCAAGAGCAUGAUGCAGCCCUUCAAUUACAUCACCCUCCAGUGCCUUGCUGCUCGCGCCCUGGACAAGCACAAGAUUCCCUACAAGGGUUUCAUCCCUGAGGAGCUGGAAGCCUUCAUUGAACUGCACUAGGGCGGGAGAGCUGAAGUCCCCAGCCUUUCCUGUCACCUGUUUCACCCCGCAGAGGUACCAGAUAUCUCCAGUGCACUGUAUCCAGAGAAGGCUGCAGCCCCUGCCCUUUCCCAUGCCAACCGUCUUGUCCUGAGAAGGAAGGAAAAUGGAGAUCCCUGGGACCUGCUGCCUCUCCCAUUAGUGCUGGAUUAACUCAGCGUUAAGCUUUGGAGCAGCUACACAUCACACAUGUGCUCUAGCCCUUCCCAUCCUAAAUGCCGAACAGAUAGGAAUGCAAGUGAGGAAUAAAAUAUCUUCCAACUAAUUCUUUCCCCACCCCCUUCUCAGAUUUGGUACAGUAUGAGUCUAACAGCCGAGUGGCUUGUGCUCUGCUGAGGUAGUUGCCUUGCAUGGCAGUAGGGCUGGGUAUGCUGAGGACGUUUUUUUUUCCUCCCUUGGUUGGCCAAGUAGCAAGUGGUGUUAAAGGCCUGAGAUUUCAAUGAUUGUGCGUAAAGGUGGGUUAUUUUUUCUCUUUUAGAGCCAGGCCCUAUCUAUGCUGCAAGACAUCUUCAAUCCUGUAAGAUAUAGUAAGGUCAGUUCUGGUUAUAUAGUUUCAUCGAUAGAUGUUGGUUUUGAUGAAUGGGGAGGAAAAACUGCUACCUUAAAAAGAAAAUACUAACGUGGUGGUUAGGCCCUUAGCUUGCCCGUUCUGCACACGUUCACUCCCUUCCCCGCGUGGAGGUCCUUUAGCUCCAGAGGUCAGCAGGGAUUGAGCUGUACAGGGUGGUUAUGGCCAGGUUUCAGAGCCAAACCAGCGCACCUUGAACCAUCUUUGAGGAUGUGCUCUUGGAAGCCCUCUAGGAUGGGAGGUACUUGUAGCGUGGGUGGUGCUCGGGGGGUUAUUAAAGCAAGUGAGUGUUGGUGGCAUGUUUGUAUGAGGGCGGUCUGAAGGAAGAAGCAAGAAAGAAAUGAAAGUUUAAGGUGCCUUCUUGUUCUUCUGAGGUUUAUUAGUAUCAACCAAUUGGGUUCUCUUAAUUAUCCUGUUCUGAAACCUACAUGGAGUGGGUUGUUAGCAUCUGGUUUUGGCUUUUGGUUCUUUUUGCAGCUUUACUGAGGAUGGUGCUACUUCAGAGAUUGAAUUUGAAAUCUCAUUUGGCUACUAUUCGGGCAAGCUCCUUUCUUUAAUUAGGAUGUGCACACAACUAGUUUUUCUCUUUAAAUCCGUAGUCUCAGGGUAGGUAUUUGCCUCCAUUAGCAGAACCCUCCUUGGUGGUAAACAGUCAGUGUUGGUAAACGUGAUGCUGUUCCAGCAGUUUAUCUUCUUGCAGGGGGAGUGGCUGGGCUUUGGCAGCCUGUGGCUCAUUUCUUGGCCCCAGGCAGAGUGGAAAGCACAGUUGGGGGUGAAGCAGCUGCCUCUGAGAUUUGGGAAAGGUCAAGACUGGGAGAGUAGAACCCUGAUAAACAACCAUGCACUAUAUGCUACUGAAGCUUCUCUACUUUUAUUUAUAAACCAGCAUAUCCAUAUGCCUCAAUAAUCCAAUGCUCUCUGCCUCUUAAAGAUAUUGUAGAUCUGCCAUUACAUUUUUGCAGUGUUAACUAUAACAUUUAUUUAUAAAGCAAGGAGGUUUAACUUUUAUUGAGAUGUAAAGUGCAGAGUUAGUUUAGCUACAUUCUAUUUUUUUUUUUUUCCUUUUGGCUGAAACCUGAACUGAACUGCAGGAAUGGAAUUUGUUAAUUUGUGAGCUGAUGAGCGCUCUUAACUUUAAAUAAUAAAACAAAAAAUAGCUGCUAGAAUGCAAGUGCCU
Aptenodytes forsteri (emperor penguin) is the source of this 3710-nucleotide messenger RNA. RefSeq names its product fem-1 homolog A (gene FEM1A). Bases 358 to 1926 code for a protein of 522 amino acids. The record is from RefSeq and is a predicted model, not a curated record. NCBI's taxonomy places the organism in Eukaryota, Metazoa, Chordata, Aves, Sphenisciformes, Spheniscidae. Gene Ontology annotation, molecular function: protein binding. The transcript is spliced from 2 exons.